AAUUACUUUGUUAACUAAGACCGGCGUGACCGUGAUAAAAGUAGAGAUGGGCGGUCCUGGAUCAUCACCAUGUGCUUCGUGUAAGCUUCUUCGACGACGCUGUGCAAAAGAUUGCAUAUUUGCACCUUAUUUCCCUCCUGACGAUCCUCACAAAUUUGCCAUUGUUCAUAAGGUCUUCGGCGCAAGCAACGUCAGCAAAAUGUUGCAGGAGCUACCGGUUCAUCAAAGAGCUGACGCGGUGAAUAGUCUGGUUUUCGAAGCAAACGCACGAGUUAGAGAUCCAGUAUAUGGCUGCGUAGGAGCAAUCUCCUACUUGCAAAAUCAAGUCUCACAGCUUCAAAUGCAACUAGCAGUAGCUCAGGCCGAGAUUCUCUGCAUCCAGAUGCAACAGGAGCCAAAUUUACAGUCUCAUCAUCAAAUACUUGAACUAGACCAAGACGAUAAAAUUCUCUUGCUACACAACAACAUCGAUAACUGCAACAACAACAGUAAUAACAACUUGGGUUAUGCUAUGUCUUCCGGGCAGUUCAACUCUAACUUUGCUUCUCCAAGCAGUAUAAUGCAAAUGCAGAUGCAAAUGCAAGACCCUCUGAAGCAAGAAUCUCUUUGGACUUGACUUAAGCUAUUAUUGUAAUAUAAUCUUGUUGUUUGGAUAACUCAUAAGUGAAGUCUCGACAAGUUUGCUUCUUUGCUAUGUUGAAAAAGAGAAGAUGGGAACAAGUUUCGUGUAAGGAAAGAAAUAGUACAAGUCAAAAACUUAAAUGCAUGCAUGUGAUGGUGAUAAGAUGUAGUUAGAAUAGAAGCUUUGGAAUUAGAGAUCUGUUUUUAUUUUUCCCUCUUAAUUUAGUUCACCAUUUCUAUUUUUCAUCCUCACAUCGUUUGAACAGUGAAAAUUAGAUCUAUUCCCAAACCCAGUCUAAUUUUCUUCACGUCUUCAAGAUUUUUUAUGAUUUGUCAUUUUAAGUCUUCAAUAAACCAACUACACUACUUUCCCCCCAAAAAUGACUCAAAACGUUAUAGCGUUCAAAUUACGAAAAUUUAUAUGAUUUAAUAGAGAAGGAUAUAUUUGAUGUUUAUUUAAUAAAAUUAUUGUGUUAAAAAAAAAAUUAAUAAAAUUAUCCUAAAAUACAA
Molecule: messenger RNA, 1131 nt
Organism: Brassica napus (rape)
Lineage: Eukaryota; Viridiplantae; Streptophyta; Magnoliopsida; Brassicales; Brassicaceae
Product: LOB domain-containing protein 12
Exons: 2
Coding region: 47-616 (189 amino acids)
Source: RefSeq, a predicted model, not a curated record